AUGGCCGUCAUCAAACUCCAGCUAGAAGCUGGCAAGGCCACGCCGGCGCCGCCGGUCGGCCCCGCUCUGGGUCAGCACGGCGUCAAUAUCAUGGCCUUCGUCAAGGAGUACAACGAGCGCACCGGCAGUCAGGCCGGUACCAUCAUCCCGGUGCAUCUGACGGUGUACCAGGACCGCUCCUUUACCUUUGUCACCCGGACUCCUCCCGCGUCGGACCUGCUUCGCCGGGCUGCCGGCAUUGACAAGGGUCAGGGCGAUGUCGGUGUCCCCCUUGGAGUGACCAUCACCAGUGAUGUCCUCCGCGGUAUCGCCGAGGACAAGCUGAAGGACCUCAACGCCAACUCCGUCGAACAGGCCAUGAGCAUCAUUGCCGGCACUGCCCGCAGCAUGGGGAUCAGGGUCGAAGACGACUGA
This is a messenger RNA of Geodia barretti, 414 nucleotides long. NCBI's taxonomy places the organism in Eukaryota, Metazoa, Porifera, Demospongiae, Tetractinellida, Geodiidae. The record is from the annotation of a GenBank genome assembly.